Symbiodinium pilosum is the source of this 7125-nucleotide messenger RNA. The record is from the annotation of a GenBank genome assembly. NCBI's taxonomy places the organism in Eukaryota, Dinophyceae, Suessiales, Symbiodiniaceae.
AUGUCGGGCAGACGCGUUGCCGGGCCCGUGCUGCCAGAGAGCGGGUUUUUGAACGGAUGGGCGGUUUUCGCGUCAGAUUUCGCGGCGUGCGGCUCAGUAAUAGCACUCGGCGGACCCUUUGAAGUGUUGCGGGGACCAGCCGAGGCCGUCUUGUCUGCGAUCGCCUUUUCUAGCGGGGCCAGCCCGGUGCCGGACGACAACAGCCGACGUUUCAUGGAGAUGCUCACCGCCCACCAGCGGGACAUCUACUGCUACGUCAACAUGCUCCUGGCCGGCAGCUCGGCCACCCCGGACGUGGUGCAGGACACGAACAUCGACCUAUGGUCCAACAUGGACCUGUUUGACUUCGAGCGGCCCUUCCUGCCCUGGGCGAUGAAGUUUGCCUACAACCGGGUGCUGGCCCACCGCAAGGCGCGGGGGCGGUCGCGGCUGGUGUUCAGCGACGAGUUCGUCCAGGCGUUGAGCGACGACUGCAACGCCGAUCCGGUCGGUGCGGACGAGCGUCUCGGCGCCCUCCGCAACUGCCUGCAGCGGCUCCCCGACGACCACCGCAAGCUGGUCACCGAGCGCUACCAGGGCGCGUUGUCGGUCAACACGCUGGCGGCCCGCCUUGGCCUGACCCCCAACUCGGUGUCGGCGCAGCUCUACCGCAUCCGGCGGUCGCUGGCCAAGUGCAUUGAGGCGCGGCUGCCCGGGCUCAGGAAGCUCCUGGACAUCGCACUGAGCGGCGCUCAGACCGACAACGAAGCGCUCGAGCUGCGCGAGCUGCUCGACCAGAGGCCGGACCUCCGUCCGGCGGUCGCCGAGCAGCUGCGGGUGCACAGCCUGCUGCAGUGGGAGAUGGCCCGGCCCUCGAGCGACGACGCAGGCAGCCUGUGCGGGCCGGCCGCGGUGGCCGAGCCGGCGCCGCGGGCCGACGUCUCACGCCGCGCCUGGGGGGUGUGGAUCGUCACGCUCGCGGCCGCCCUAGGCGGCGUGAUGCUGUGGUCGGCCUUGCCCCGCGGCGGGGCGGCAACCGCGUCGAUCGGACAGAUCACGCCGGGCGCCGACCUGCGGCUGGCGACCAACACCUCCGCCGUGGUCGACGCCGACGGGCUGGUCCCGGGCGUGCUCGGCAUCGACGCCGGGUCGCUGGCGAUCAAGUUCGCCUCAGGCGUGGAGAUGGACAUUACCGGCCCGGCGGAGUGCGAGGUGCUCUCCGGCAUGCGGGUGCGGCUGACGCACGGCCAGGCGACCGCGCAGGUGCCGCGGUGGGCCCGGGGGUUCACCAUCGAGACGCCGGACGUCGGCGUUGUGGACCUGGGGACCCGAUUCGGCGUGGCCCGCGAGCCUAACGGCAAGACCGAUGUCGUCGUGUUCGAGGGCGAGGUCGACCUCAAGUCCCUUCCGAGCAACACCGCCAAGCCGUUCGAGCGGCGGCUGGUGCAGGGCGAGGCGGCGCGCAUCGACCGCGACGGCGCCAUGGAACGCGUGUUCCAGGUGCACGGCGACUGGACCGGCAACGGCUGGUCGACCAGCCGGCCCGCGGGGCACGAAACGCUGAUCUCGGCCGUGUGGGACAACCUCUGGGCGAGCAAGAGCGUCAGCUACUACCAGGUGCUCCCCGGCGGACUGGUCGAGGACGCCCCGGCCUACGUCGACCACCCGCACGAGUGGAACGGAAUCGACGAGAGCGGCCUGCCCGACUUCCUGCGCGGCGCCGAGUACGUGCGCACCGUCAACGACUUCCGCUACCUGGGCGAGCUCGCGAUCCAGCUAGAGAUCGCCCAAGACGCCAACCUGUAUGUGCUGUUCGACCAGCGGGUCGCGGCGCCGGCCUGGCUGAAGGCGGCGUUCGAGGACACCGGCGAGCAGGUCGGCCUGGACGAGGACGCCUGGCACGGCAACCCGGGCUUCACCGUCGAGACCGGCGCGGGCCGCAGCAUCGACAACACCUUUUCUGUUUGGCGCCGGAGCCCGCGCCAUGUACGGCGUCGCCGCGACGCCCCGCUGAGCGGCCGCCCCUUCGAACCCGCGGCACCGCACGCGGCGUGCGCGGCCGCCGCGUCGCAGCCCAGCACAACACGACGUGACAACCACGAUGCGACAACCAUGACACGCACCCUGCCGAUGCGACGCUUGUUGAUUGCUACGCUUGCCGCCUGCUCCGUGUUCGGGGCUGGGGCGUCUUCGCACGGCCAGGCGCUGGGCGACCUGGUGGACGUCGCGGACGAGUUCCAGGCGCCGUACGCGACGCACUUUGUCGCGGAGGAUCUUGUCGCCUACGACGCCGACUCCGGGCAGGGGGCGAUCCGCUGGCGCCGUCACGAGCGGCGUCCGAGUCUGUCGUUCAACAAGAUCGACACCCCCUUGGCGAGGGCCGAGGCGACCGAGUUCCCGGGCUCCGAGUACGACCGCGACCCCGUGCUCCCGUUCGAGCUCACGCUGGUGAGCGACCGCACGAUUCGCCUGCGGCUCAACGCCCGCGACCUGCCGAUCGAGCCCCGCGACUCGCCCAUGCUGACGGCGCCGCCGCAGCCCGGCGGCGAGUGGAAGGCGGAGCGGACCGACGGCGGGGUCGUCUACAAGAGCCCGCACGCGGUGGUCAAGUUAUCCUUCAAGCCCUGGCGGGUGACGCUCUGCGACGCCUCCGGCAACGAGCUCACGUCGACCCGGCGGCUGGGCGAGCCGACGUCGUUCUCGGCGCCGCCCGGUUUCUCCUUCGCCCGCAGCGGCCGCGACAUGAGCCGCUCGUUCGCGGCGGCCACGACGCUCGCCCACGACGAGCGGAUCUUCGGCUGCGGCGAGUCGUUCACCCGCUUCGACAAGCGGGGCCAGCGGGUGAUCGCCAUGACCCGUGACGCCAUGGGCGCCCAGUCCCCGCGGAUGUACAAGCCGAUCCCGUUCUACCUGAGCAGCCGCGGCUACGGCGUAUUCGUGCACACCAGCACGCCGACCACGUUCGACUUCGGCCGCGACUUCGACGCCACCAACGUGGCGUACGUGGGCGACGAGCAGCUCGACCUGUUCCUGUUCGUCGGGGACCCGGCGCAGGUGGUCGAGGAGUACACGGCGCUCACCGGCCGCAGCCCGCAGCCGCCGCUCUGGUCGUUCGGCCUGUGGAUGAGCCGCAUCACGUACAAGAGCGAGGACGAGGUGCGCGACGUGACUCGGAAGCUGCGCGAACACCGCAUCCCGUGCGACGUGGUGCACCUCGACACCGGCUGGUUCGAGACCGACUGGCAGUGCGACUACCAGUUCUCUGCGAGCCGCUUCGACGACCCCCGCCAGAUGAUCGCCGACCUUCGCGACGACGGUUUCCGCGUCUGCCUGUGGCAGCUGCCGUACUUCACUUCCAAGAACCGCCUGUACGACGAGGCCCGCCGGGCGGGGCUGUUCGUCAAGAACCGCGGCGGCCGCGUGCCCGCCGAGGACGGCGUGCUCGACUUCACCAACCCGGACGCGGUGGCGUGGUACACGGAGAAGCUGCGGGGGCUGCUCGAGCUCGGCGUCGGGGCGAUCAAGGUCGACUUCGGCGAGGAUGCGCCGCUCGACGGGCUAUACGCAUCGGGCCGCACCGGCUGGCACGAGCGGAACCUCUACCCGCUGCGCUACAACCGCGUCGUGUCGGAUUUGACCGCCGAGGCGAACGGCGAACGCAUCAUCUGGGCCCGCAGCGCGUGGGCCGGCAGCCAGCGGUACCCGCUGCACUGGGGCGGCGACGCCGAGAACACCUACUCGGCGAUGGCGGCCUCGCUCCGGGCGGGGCUGUCGCUGGGGCUCUGCGGGUUCACCUACUGGAGCCACGACGCCGGCGGAUUCGUCGAGCGGGCGCCGCGCGAGCUCUACGCGCGGUGGCUGGCGAUGGCGGCGCUCGGUUCGCACACGCGGUGCCACGGGGCGCCGCCCCGCGAGCCGUGGGAGUACGACCCGGAGUUUGUCGACCUGUUCCGCGAGACGAUCGAGAUGCGGUACCGCCUGAUCCCGUACCUGGUCGCCCAGUCCAAGGCGGCGGGGGAGGCGGGCGCGCCGCUGAUCCGGCCGCUGUUGUUCGCCUACCCCGACGACCCUACAAGCUGGAGCAUCGACGACCAGUACAUGCUGGGCGAAGACCUGCUGGUGGCCCCGCUCUUUGACGACGGGCGGCGCCGCUCCGUGUACCUCCCGCCGGGCCAGUGGGUCGAUUACCAAACCGGCAAGCCUUACGAUGGGUCCGCGUGGCGGACCAUCACCGCGGGACGCGUCCCCAUCGUGGUGCUCGUUCGGCGGGGGGCCAAGCUCCCGCUGGCGCCGGUGGCCCAGCACACCGGCGAGAUCGACUGGGACGCCGUCGAGACCACCGUCUUUGAGCCUGGCGUGGGGGCCGAGGCCCGCGAACAAGACUUCAACCGGGGCUGGAAGUUCCACCGGGGCGACCCGGCCGACGCCCAGCAGGUCGUCUUCGACGAUGUCGCGUGGCAGGACGUCCGCACCCCGCACGACUGGGCGAUCGCCGGCCCGUUCGACCCCAACGGGGACGGCGGCACCGGCAAGCUGCCGUGGCGUGGGGUGGGCUGGUACCGCAAGUGGCUGAUGCUCGACCGGCGCGAGGAGGGCUCGCAGGUCUACCUCGACUUCGACGGCGUGAUGGCGUCGCCGCGGGUGUACGUCAACGGGGAGCUGGUAGGCGAGUGGGACUACGGCUACACCCCGUUCCGCGUCGACAUCACCCGCCACGUCCGGUUCGGCCGCGCCAACGUGGUGGCGGUCCGCGUCGACACCACCAGGCUGUACUCCCGCUGGUACCCGGGCGCGGGGAUCUACCGCCAGGUGGCGCUGGUGGUCAGCCCCCCGUUGCACCUCAGCCACCACGGCACGCAGAUCACCACCCCGACAAUCUCCGACGAUGAGGCGGUCGUCGUGGUGGCCAGCGAGCUGGAGAACCAUCAGGCGAAGAACCGCGACGCCGAGGUGGUGGUGCGUCUGGUCGGGCCCGACGGCGCUGUGGCGUCUGAAUUGGCCGAGUCGGUCGAGGUGGUCGCGCACGACAAGGCGGUCGUCGAGCACCGGUUCCGCCUCGCCGACCCGCGCCGCUGGGACGUCGACGACCCGGCCCUGUACACCGCCCAGACCGAGCUCCGCGUCGCGGGCCACACGGUCGAGCGGCGGGAGACCCGGUUCGGCGUCCGGGAGUUUGCGUUUACUCCCGAUGACGGCUUCUGGCUGAACGGCCGCCGCGUUCCGAUCCGGGGCGUGAACCUGCACCACGACCUGGGUCCGCUCGGCGCCGCGUUCAACCGCCGCGCCGCCGAGCGCCAGCUCGACAUCAUGCGGGAGAUGGGCGUCAACGCGCUCCGCACCGCCCACAACCCGCCGGCGCAGGAGGUGCUCGACCUGUGCGACGAGCGGGGGAUCGUGGUCUGGGACGAACUGUUCGACAAGUGGGACGGCACCGCCGGGCGUGUCGACGGCGAGCCCGGGUUUGAUGGCUUCAUGCAGCGUCACGCCGCCAGCCUGGUCCGCCGCGACCGCAACCAUCCGUCGGUGGUCGUCUGGUCGGUGGGCAACGAGAUCGGCAAUCAGCCGUACGACGCCGAGGGAAAAUCCCGCGAGCGGCUGCGGACCGCCCGCGACGCGUUCCGCGUGCACGACACGUCGCGGCCCGUGGCGCUCGGCUGCUUCAUCCCCCAGACCGCCGACUCGGACAUCCUCGCCGACCUCGACCUGACCGGCUGGAACUACCAGCGGCGCUACGCCCGGUUCCGCGACCGGUUCCCGCAGACGCCCAUCCUGUACAGCGAGACCGCCUCGGCGCUGAGCACCCGCGGGUGGUACGAGCUCCCGCUGCCCAACUCCAAGUGCGACUACCCGAGCGUCCCGCAGGUGAACGCCUACGAGUUCUCGUCGGCCCCGUGGUCCGACCUGGCGGAGGUGGAGUUCGAGCGGCUCCGCAAGGACAGCUACCUGGCGGGCGAGUUCGUGUGGACCGGCUUCGACUACCUCGGCGAGCCGACCCCGUUCCCGUCCCAAGCCCGCAGCUCCUACUUCGGCAUCGUCGACCUGGUCGGCCUGCCGAAGGACCGCUACUACCUCUACCGGAGUCACUGGCGGCCGGAUGUCUCCACGGUGCACCUCGCGCCGCACUGGAACUGGUCGGGGCUGGAGGGCGUCGGCGUGCCGGUGACACUUUAUACCAACGGCGACUCGGCGGAGCUGUUCCUCAACGGCCGCUCGCUAGGCGUCCGCAACAAGGGCGAACGGCCCGCGGCGCUCGAGGACCUGGCCGCGUCGGCCUCGGCCACCGCCAGCACCCACGCCGACGGCAGGUCGGCCGCCAAUGCGCUCGCGGCGGGGAAGGGCAGGGGGUGGCGACCCGAGCCGGACGACCCGUCGCCCCUGUUCGAGGUGGACCUGCGGGAGCCGCGCCCGCUGCGCACGAUCGUGCUCGAGUUUCCCAAGGAGUCGAAGCUGUACGGCCUGCGGGUCGAGGCCAGCGACGACGGCGAGGCGUGGGAGACCCUCUUCGCCAAGCGGGCGUCGCUCGAGCCGCGUUGGGGAGGGGUGAACGAGCUGAUCGUCCGCACCGACGCCACGGCUCAACGCUUGCGUGUGGUGUUCGGGCCGUGCCUGGAAGGCGCCAGCCCGGCGCUCGACCGGUUCGCGGCCUACGCGGAUGACUUCGAGUCCGAGUACUACCUGCCGACCUACGACUACCGGCUGCGCUGGAAUGAGGUGCCCUACGAGCCGGGCGAGCUGCGCGCCGUUGCGUACAAGGACGGUCAAGAAAUCGGUUCGACCUCGGUCCGCACCGCCGGCCCGCCCGCGAGGCUCGCGCUCACGCCGGACCGGGCGGAGAUCGUGUCCGACGGCGAGGACGUGUCGUUCAUCACGGUGUCCGCCGUCGACGCGGACGGGAACGUCUGCCCCCUGGCCGACAACGCCCUUGCGUUGAGCCUGGUGGGCCCCGGUAAGAUCGCCGGCGCCGACGCCGGCGACCCGUUGUCGGUCGACCCGCUGCAGGACAACCGGGUGACCCUGUUCCAUGGCCAGGCGGUGAUCGUCGUGCGGGCGGACGAGGGGCUGGGGGGCAACCUGUCGCUGCGGGUCAGCACGCCCGGCCUGCCGGAGGCGUCGGUCUUGUUGUCCGCGGGACGCCCCGCGGAGUAG